AUGCGCCUCCAUGCACUCCUUCCAAGUUUCCAUGGAGCCAAGGGUGGAAAGGGGGUCGACAAUCGCCGCCCACGGUGUAGUGGAAUCAAAGGCGGAGGGGAUUGGGACCGAGGAAGAAGCCUUCACGCGGGUGGGCUUCUUCUUGACGCCGGGGAAGUCGGCCUCGACGCCUCCGACGCCGACGGGGGUGGCCGGAGAAGGAGAUCAGCGAAGGCCAGUCGAGGGCUGGAGGCGGCGGAGGGGAAGGGUUGGAGGCUCGAGGACUCGGGGAAGGGAUCUGUUUGCGGUCAGGGGAUGAAUCAGAUUGGAUGGAAGAGCAGAGAUAGGCAGGCGGCGAAGGCGGGGGGCCUGGCCCCUGCUCGCCCCCCCUUGGCUCCGCCACUGGCGUUCUCCCGCGUCCGGAUCAACCCCGCCUGCGUCGCCAAGCCCACCGACGCCGCCAAGAAGCCGAAGCGGCCUGCAGGAUCGCUCGACCACGGGGAACCUCCGGCGAAGAGCGUGCGUUGUGCUUCCGGCGAGGUCGCGUCCGCUGCCGCUGCCGCCGCCAGGAACAAGAAGCGCCCGGGUCCCAGUCCAGUCAGCGGCGUCGAAGCCCUCCGCGUGACCAAGAACCAGACCAGCGCCUCGCCGACUCAGCCUCCCGAGCUCACGGCGCCACCCAAGCCACCAGCUUCCAGCGUACGCGAGAAUGCUCGCCUUGCCGAGAACCAGACCAGCGCCUCGUCGCUGAGGCCCCUGGCCUCCUGCAGCAUGCGCGAGCUCCUCGAGAAGGCCCGUCUCGCCAAGGCUCGUAUUGCCGCUGAGGAUGCCGAGGCCGAGGCCGAGGCCAUCCACAGGCGCGAGAUCGAGCGGCGGAGGGCUGAGGCCCGCCGGGAGCGGGAGCAGAUGGUUCCGACGGUGGAGUUCAACGACCCUUUCAUUGAUUUCCGGGACGUGUUCAAGUGA
This is a messenger RNA of Triticum turgidum subsp. durum (durum wheat), 945 nucleotides long. The record is from the annotation of a GenBank genome assembly. Lineage: Eukaryota; Viridiplantae; Streptophyta; Magnoliopsida; Poales; Poaceae.